Messenger RNA from Pyrgilauda ruficollis (rufous-necked snowfinch), 1178 nucleotides. It is a transcript of the gene RGR, whose product is annotated as retinal G protein coupled receptor. The coding region runs from base 96 to 983 and encodes 295 amino acids. Gene Ontology annotation, biological process: G protein-coupled receptor signaling pathway; visual perception; phototransduction. The record is from RefSeq and is a predicted model, not a curated record. Gene Ontology annotation, cellular component: membrane. NCBI's taxonomy places the organism in Eukaryota, Metazoa, Chordata, Aves, Passeriformes, Passeridae. Gene Ontology annotation, molecular function: G protein-coupled receptor activity. The transcript is spliced from 7 exons.
CUUGGGCUACUGAAGUAGAGAGAUCCAGAGAAAAGGCAGCCCCACAGCUAUAACAGAGGGCAGAGGUUAAAUCUUUUGGCAUAUUUACCAUAAGAAUGGUCACUGCACACCCUCUCCCUGAAGGCUUCACUGAAAUAGAAGUGUUUGCCAUUGGUACUGCCCUGCUGGUAGAAGCCCUGCUUGGUUUCUGUCUGAAUGGCUUGACAAUCAUUUCUUUCCGAAAAAUCAAAGAGCUGCGAACGCCCAGCAAUCUGCUGGUUCUCAGCAUCGCCCUGGCCGACUGCGGGAUUUGCAUCAACGCCUUCAUCGCUGCCUUCUCCAGCUUCCUCAGAUACUGGCCCUAUGGCUCUGAUGGCUGUCAAAUCCAUGGGUUCCAUGGCUUCCUGACAGCCCUGGCCAGCAUUAGCUCCAGCGCAGCCGUCGCCUGGGACCGAUACCAUCACUACUGCACAAGGAGCAGGCUGCAGUGGAGCACAGCUGCCUCCAUGAUGGUGUUUGCAUGGCUCUUUGCUGCCUUCUGGUCUGUGAUGCCCUUACUGGGCUGGGGAGAAUACGACUACGAACCCCUCCGAACCUGCUGCACCCUGGACUACAGCAAAGGGGACAGAAACUAUGUCACAUUCCUUUUUGCUCUGUCCACUUUCAAUUUCAUGAUCCCAGGCUUCAUCAUGCUGACGGCCUAUCAGUCCAUACACCAAAAGUUCAGGAAAACUGGGCACUUUAAGUUUAACACUGGUUUGCCACUGAAAACACUGGUCAUUUGCUGGGGUCCCUAUUGCCUCCUGUGCUCCUAUGCAGCAGUGGAAAAUGUGAUGUUCAUUCCACCAAAAUACCGCAUGAUCCCUGCCCUAAUUGCCAAGACUGUGCCAACGGUGGAUGCCUUUGUAUAUGCCCUGGGAAAUGAGAACUACAGAGGAGGAAUAUGGCAGUUCCUCACAGGACAGAAGAUUGAGAAAGCAGAGGUUGAUAACAAAACUAAAUAACCCCUUAUGGUAUUAAAAUUACUGCAGGUACAUCACUGAAAGCAAAAUUCAAGAGAAAACUGAGUGCAUUCUCUGAUAUGUUGUGCAAAGGUGGUUCCACAUUGGAAAGGCUGUGCAUUGGCUACAAACAAUGAAGUAUAGAAAAAAAGCCCUCCAGAUAACUGUCCAAACCAUCAUGAGCUGCUUGUCAAACAA